UAUCAUGGGCACAGUAUGAGUGACCCUGGAAUCAGUUACCGAACAAGAGAAGAAAUUCAAGAAGUAAGAAGCAAAAGUGAUCCUAUUACUCUCUUGAAGGACAGAAUGGUGAACAACAAUUUAGCUAGUGUGGAGGAACUCAAGGAGAUUGAUGUGGAAGUAAGAAAACAGAUUGAGGAUGCAGCACAGUUCGCCACCACUGAUCCAGAACCACCUCUGGAAGAAUUAGGCAAUUAUAUCUAUAAUAAAGAGCCACUCUUUGAAGUGCGUGGUCCAAAUCAGUGGACUAGGUACAAAUCUGUUGGCUAAGAAUUCUGAUUAAGCAGCUACUUAAACUGAUAGAUAGCAUAUUGGAGUUUAACUGUUACAUCUGUUCUAAGUGAUAAAAGCCAGAUAAGAUAAAUCAUAAAAUAAAUUUUGGGGAGGGUGGGGAAAUGAGAAAAAUGGAAUUUUGAAAGAAAGUUGUGCAAGAAGUAAAUUAAAGUUUAUUAAACUUCAGUUUGUUCUGUGUUGCUGUAUGAUGAAAAUUAACUCAGCUAAAAUGGCAUUAUUUACAUUAAUAAAGUUUCAUCAAGAUUUUCUAAGCAUA
This is a messenger RNA of Pantherophis guttatus, 589 nucleotides long. Lineage: Eukaryota; Metazoa; Chordata; Lepidosauria; Squamata; Colubridae. The record is from RefSeq and is a predicted model, not a curated record.